Molecule: messenger RNA, 3957 nt
Organism: Hyla sarda
Lineage: Eukaryota; Metazoa; Chordata; Amphibia; Anura; Hylidae
Gene: CCAR1
Product: cell division cycle and apoptosis regulator 1
Exons: 25
Coding region: 167-3619 (1150 amino acids)
Biological process (GO): regulation of DNA-templated transcription
Cellular component (GO): nucleus
Source: RefSeq, a predicted model, not a curated record
UUGGUAUCCACGGCGUGACGUCUUGUGCGUAGAGUAGCUGGAGACCUCGGCGCAUGCGCACUCUGGAUAUCGACGGCAGACCGGGCACAGAUGCCAUGGAUUCGGUGACAGUGUGUAGCGGCUCGGGGUUACAAGCCUAAUCCUGGUGUGAAGUUGUCCAUUCACCAUGGCUCAGUUUGGAGGACAGAAGACCCCUCCGCCAUGGGCCACUCAAUUCACAGCAACCGCAGUAUCUCAGCCAGCUCCACUAGGAGUCCAGCAGCCAUCAUUACUUGGGACGUCCCCCACAAUCUACACUCAGCAAUCUGCCCUUGCCGCUGCCGGCCUCAGUACCCCCUCUCCAGCAAACUACCAGCUCACUCAGACCGCAGCAUUACAGCAGCAAGCAGCAGCCGCAGCUGCUGCAGCGGCACUUCAGCAGCAAUAUUCCCAACCUCAGCAGAUUUACAGCGUGCAGCAACAGUUGCAGCAGCCGCAGCAGACUCUGAUAACUCAGCCUGCUGUUGCCCUGCCUACAAGUCUCGCCUUGUCUACACCCCAGCAGGCUGCACAGAUAACGGUCUCGUACCCCACACCAAGGUCCAGUCAGCAACAGACUCAACCCCAAAAACAGCGUGUAUUCACUGGAGUUGUAACAAAGCUACAUGAAACAUUUGGCUUUGUGGACGAAGAUGUUUUUUUCCAGCUGACCGCUGUUAAAGGAAAGUCUCCACAGGUUGGAGAUCGAGUUUUAGUGGAAGCCACUUAUAAUCCUAACAUGCCAUUUAAAUGGAAUGCACAGAGGAUUCAGACGCUCCCUAACCAGAAUCCAGCUCCAGCACAGCCUUUAAUAAAGAACCCACCAGCGGUUAUGCCUCCUGUACCACAACAGCCUGCUUAUGGGGUGCAGACUCAGCCCCCACCGCAAGCACAAACUCUGUUGCAGGCACAGAUUUCUGCUGCAUCUCUGAAUCCAUUGCUUCAAGCACAGCCAUCUCCCCUAUUACAGCAGCAACCACCAAAAGCUGGUUUGUUGCAGACCCCAGUUCGCAUUGUGUCUCAGCCACAGCCAGUUCGCAGAAUUGAGCCACCAUCAAGAUUCUCUGGUAGAAGUGAUAGAGGAGAUGUCAUAUCCAGUAGAAAAGAUGACAGAAAUCGAGAUAGAGAACGGGACCGGCGCAGAUCACGUGACCGCUCACCUCAGAGAAAACGCUCAAGAGAAAGAUCUCCACGCCGUGAAAGAGAGCGGUCACCUCGCAGACCUAGGCGGGUGGUGCCCCGUUACACUGUACAGUUCUCUAAGUUCUCCUUGGACUGCCCAGGAUGUGACAUGAUGGAACUGAGGCGGCGUUAUCAGAACCUGUACAUUCCCAGCGAUUUCUUUGAUGCCCAGUUUACCUGGGUGGACGCUUUUCCUAGCUCUCGGCCAUUCCAGCUUGGAAGUUACAGUAAUUUUUAUGUAAUUCACAAGGAAGUGGAUCCACUUGAGAAAAAUACUGCUAUUCUGGAUCCUCCUGAUGUAGACCAUACAUACAGUGCUAAGGUCAUGCUACUGGCUAGUCCUGCUUUGGAAGAUUUGUAUCACAAAUCUUGUGCCCUUGCAGAAGAUCCGGUGGAGGUUAGAGAAGGUUUCCAGCACCCAGCAAGACUAAUAAAGUUUUUAGUAGGAAUGAAGGGUAAGGAUGAGGCAAUGGCAAUUGGAGGACACUGGUCUCCCUCCUUUGACGGUCCAGAUCCAGACAAAGACCCUUCUGUGCUCAUCAAAACAGCUGUCCGAUGUUGUAAGGCUCUGACUGGCAUUGAUCUGAGCUUGUGUACACAGUGGUAUCGUUUUGCAGAGAUUCGCUACCAUCGCCCUGAGGAGACCCACAAGGGGCGUUCGGUUCCUGCUCAUGUGGAGACAGUGGUUUUAUUUUUCCCGGAUGUUUGGCAUUGCCUUCCCACCCGCUCAGAGUGGGAAAACCUGUGCCGAGGAUACAAGCAGCAGCUGGCCGACAAGCUUCAGGGUGAACGCAAGGAGGCUGAUGGAGAACAGGAAGAAGAGGAUAAAGAUGACGGGGAUGCAAAAGAGAUCUGUACUCCUACCCAUUGGUCAAAACUUGAUCCCAAGGUGAUGAAGGUAAAUGAUCUGCGUAAAGAGCUUGAAAGUCGAACUCUAAGUUCUAAAGGGUUAAAAUCUCAGCUAAUAGCUCGAUUAACAAAGCAACUCCGCAUAGAAGAACAAAAAGAGGAGCAGAAGGAGCAAGAAAAAUGUGAAAAAGAAGAUGAGGAGGAGGAGGAAGAACAUAAAUCUGAGGAUGACAAGGAGGAAGAGGAAAGAAAACGGCAAGAAGAAGUGGAGCGUCAGCGACGGGAAAAAAGAUACAUACUUCCUGAUGAGCCAGCAAUUAUUGUUCAUCCAAACUGGUCAGCCAAAAAUGGGAAGUUUGACUGCAGUAUCAUGUCCCUAAGCGUCCUCUUGGAUUACCGGAUAGAGGACAAUAAAGAGCACUCAUUUGAGGUAUCACUCUUUGCUGAACUAUUCAAUGAAAUGCUUCAGAGGGACUUUGGAGUUCGCAUAUACAAAGAGCUUUUAGCUCUCCCUGAACGGGAUGAGAAAAAAGAAAAGAAGAUUAAGAAGGAAGAGAAAAAGGAAAAGAAAGAUGAUGAAGAUGAUGAACCAAAAACCAAACGAAGAAAAUCUUCAGAUGAGAAAGUUAGAUCAGAAGAAAGAGAUGAAAGAAAGAAGGAGGACCGGAAAAGAGAAGAUUACCGAGAUGAUGAAGAAAUAGAUGAGGAUAACCAAGAAGAUUAUGAAGCCAUAGCAGCAGAAGAGGAUGACGGUGACUAUGAGGAUCGAGAUGAUGAUGACGAUGACUCUAGCACCAAGGAGAAGCGCGAGGACAAGAAAGACAGCAGAAACAGCAAGGAAUGGGCAAAGGAUAAGGAGAAAGAGAAGAAGCAUAUGAUCACAGUCAAUAAAGAUCUUCUCAUGGCAUUUGUAUAUUUUGAUCAAAGCCAUUGUGGCUAUUUAUUGGAAAAGGAUUUAGAGGAAAUCAUCUACACACUUGGACUGCAUCUCUCGAGGGCUCAGGUGAAAAAACUCUUCAGUAAAGUAUUGCUGAAAGAAACCUGCCACUACCGCAAGCUAACAGACACUUGUACUGAUGAUGGAAGCCAUGAGGAGCUGGAGUCCAUCCAGGAUGACAUUCUAGGAAAUCGAUUGUUUUUGCCAUCAAAAGUUGUAAGAUCUGGAGUAUCUGCUGAGGAAGAAAAAAGUGGCCUUAUUGUCUACAAAGGUGCAAUGGUCGAUAUUGGAAGUCUUUUGCAAAAAUUAGAAAAGAGUGAAAAGGCUCGGGCUGAGUUAGAACAGAGGCUACAGACUAUUCAGAGCAAAACAGAGGAAGAUGAAAAGUCAAUUUCUCAGUUAGAGGUUUCUAAUAAAAGUUUGUCUGGAGAGCUGAAAGACACAAAAUGUGAUCUUGGCCGCUUACGUGAGAGUCUGAAAGCCCUGGAAGACACAAACUGUCAGUAUGAGGACCAACUAAAUAAAACCCUGAAAGACCUGUCUGCCACAAUGGAGGGGAUCCAGAGUGUUCUCAACAAGAAUCCAGCAACAUCUGAAGAUCAGAAGGUAAAGGAAAAUGGAGCCAGCUUUUGAUGUAUCUUUCCCUCCUGUGUUGGAGAGAGAAUAAUAAUGUUAAAUAAUAUAAUCCAAAUCUUGGUUUAGGAGUGAAGAGAGGUGGGAUGUAGUUUUACUUGCUAUUUAAUGGAAAGAAGUUGUGUAUAUAGUUUUAUGAAUGUGUGAUGAGCCGCCUCUACAUCAUUGCCUGCAACUGACAAGACAAAAGCAGAAUAUACAUAUUUUGGAAUUAAGGAAACGCUUCAUGUCAGCAAAAUAACUAAAUAGAUUGUGUAAUAAAAUGGAUCCUCUAUAUAUUUUUCCUUUUGUUAUCCCUUUCACUUUUUAUGUACAUAUUAAAAAGAAAUCUAAAAAUC